Molecule: messenger RNA, 465 nt
Organism: Penicillium concentricum
Lineage: Eukaryota; Fungi; Ascomycota; Eurotiomycetes; Eurotiales; Aspergillaceae
Exons: 1
Coding region: 1-465 (154 amino acids)
Biological process (GO): proteasome regulatory particle assembly
Molecular function (GO): protein-macromolecule adaptor activity
Source: RefSeq, a predicted model, not a curated record
AUGUCAACUGAAUCCCUUCCUAUAACCCCAGGAGCCUUUGCUGAAGCAAUCAAAGAGCUCCCCCUCGCAGUCCUCUACAGCAAAGUCUCCGAGCUCACAAACUCCAUCGCACACCUGCACCGCUCAAAUGCCGAGCUCCGCGCAUUCUUAGCAGAAAGCAACGACUCAGAAGAAGACAAGAAGGAGCUGGAGGGCUAUGUUGCUGAAAAUGAGGGCGUGGCGGUGUCCAUGAAUGAGCGGAUCUCAUUGCUGAAGACCGAGGUCGAGAAUCGUGGACAGCCUUGGAUUGAGCUUGAUGAGCUUAAGAUCGACAAGGGACAGGACGCUUCGACAGAUGUUCCGGUGACGAAUGGAAAUGCAACUGAAUCUGAGGCCGAGGCUGCGACUGGGGCUGGCGUUGGGGCCGAGACCGGUGCAGGACGGGAGUCCAAUGAUCGGGAGGAUAGGGAUGGGGUCUAUCUGUGA